UGGAAUCCUCAUGCAGAUCUACAAGCUAUGGCAAGAGCUCAUCGACUUGGGCAAACUAACAAGGUGAUGAUUUAUAGGCUAAUAACACGAGGAACAAUUGAAGAAAGAAUGAUGCAACUGACUAAGAAGAAAAUGGUAUUGGAACAUUUAGUUGUUGGAAGGUUAAAGGCUCGAAACAUCAACCAGGAAGAGCUAGAUGAUAUCAUUCGAUACGGAUCAAAGGAGUUAUUUGCUGAUGAAAAUGAUGAAGCGGGAAAAUCCCGUCAAAUUCAUUAUGAUGAUGCUGCGAUAGAGAGAUUACUUGAUCGUGAACAAGCUGGGGAUGAUGACACUCCGUUGGAGGAAGGAGAUGAAGAUGGAUUUUUAAAGGCCUUUAAGCCAGAUAAGAACGACAAGGAUUUGGAUCGGGCAAGUGAGAGGCAGGAUCUUGAAGGAAAAGAGCUAAAGCAAGAAACUACUUUGCAUGAACUGGAGCUGGUUGCCGUCCAUGCUCUUCAUGAACUUGUUUCUUUAGUUCACAGUCAUGUCAAUGCUGCAGGGCAAUAUGAUUUUGAGUAAGGCUAGAUUUUGCUGACUAUUUUGUAGUAGAUGUAGUGAUAUCAGGAUGAAUUGUGAACAAAUUAUACGGCAUGUAGUUAUUGCAGUAGCGGUAUCUUCUAGACUAGCCUUAAAGUAGGUUAGGGUUUAAUUUUUGAAGCUACCUCAAGCUCUAAUUUUGUAUAGAAAUUAAUGCAAUUCCCCAAUAUUUGAAUUUCAUGUUAUUUGUGGAUCAA
This is a messenger RNA of Rosa chinensis, 773 nucleotides long. RefSeq names its product CHD3-type chromatin-remodeling factor PICKLE. Lineage: Eukaryota; Viridiplantae; Streptophyta; Magnoliopsida; Rosales; Rosaceae. The record is from RefSeq and is a predicted model, not a curated record. Gene Ontology annotation, molecular function: ATP hydrolysis activity; DNA binding; chromatin binding. The coding region runs from base 28 to 558 and encodes 176 amino acids. The transcript is spliced from 5 exons. Gene Ontology annotation, cellular component: nucleus; chromatin. Gene Ontology annotation, biological process: negative regulation of transcription by RNA polymerase II; chromatin remodeling.